This is a messenger RNA of Lottia gigantea (owl limpet), 897 nucleotides long. RefSeq lists its product as hypothetical. The record is from RefSeq and is a predicted model, not a curated record. Gene Ontology annotation, biological process: G protein-coupled receptor signaling pathway. NCBI's taxonomy places the organism in Eukaryota, Metazoa, Mollusca, Gastropoda, Lottiidae. The transcript has 5 exons. Gene Ontology annotation, cellular component: membrane. Gene Ontology annotation, molecular function: G protein-coupled receptor activity. Bases 1 to 897 code for a protein of 298 amino acids.
AUGUCAUUUAUAUCAAUAACGUUUCCAGAUUCAGAUAUAGCCGAACAGGUGAUGUAUGGUACAGUUUGCCAGGGAAUUCAUGUACAGAAAGCUUAUCAUUGGGGAAAGAGGUUGACGGGCUUCCUGUCUGUUACUGUUUGUACAACUUCCAGUUUAACAUUAGCAUGUAUAGCUAUAGACAGAUAUAGCGCUGCUCUUUAUCCCCUCUCAUAUUCAACAAAAAUUCAACAAAAACAUUGCAUAGUUAUACUGGGGUUUUGUUGGCUAUGGUCAAUGUUAACAGCUAUGCCACCAAUUUUACCGAGCAAGCCAGCACUGUAUUACUAUCAUGAUGGCACCAAACACUGUUCACCGUCCUUCCGUACACAUUGUUGGUAUUAUUGGUACUGUACGGUAAUGGGUUAUGGUAUACCUCUUCCUAUCAUGACAGUCUGCUACGUCCAGAUUUACAGGAUACUUCGGAACCAGAAACGUAAAGUAUUUGGCACUACGUCAAUCAGACUACCAAAAGUUGCAGUGAUUGAGAACCAAAUUCCGAUGAAACACGGCGAUUCCUUUGGAAUGGAAAGCAAUUCUAACAUUAACCAUCAUUGUGACAUUCAGGAUGUGGGAAAAACUAAAUUUAGAAAAGUGACGCAUAACUUAACGAGAAGACCACAAGUACAAAUAGCAAAGCGAGGUGCAAUGUUGAUUUUGGCAUAUUUCUUAUGUUGGGGUCCAUACGCUGUAUUGUUUGCAUGUCCAGGUCAUAUUGUUACAGCGGAGUGGGUGGAAGUGAUGGCAAUGUGGAUUGUAUACUCACUAGUUGUGUGGAAUCCGCUAAUCUAUGUGUUUAAUAAUCACCAAUUUAGACUGGAAAUGAAACGCUUCCUUCGCCGACUAAGAAAAUUCUGUUAG